Molecule: messenger RNA, 3244 nt
Organism: Meleagris gallopavo (turkey)
Lineage: Eukaryota; Metazoa; Chordata; Aves; Galliformes; Phasianidae
Gene: RCSD1
Product: RCSD domain containing 1
Biological process (GO): protein localization to endosome; retrograde transport, endosome to Golgi; skeletal muscle contraction
Cellular component (GO): WASH complex; early endosome
Molecular function (GO): retromer complex binding; phosphatidylinositol phosphate binding; actin filament binding
Source: RefSeq, a predicted model, not a curated record
AGCUCCUCUCUAGCUUACUUGUUUUUCCCAUCCUUUGCUCAUAGCAUACUGUUUCUGAUUUGUCAGAACAGGCCAACAGAGACCAAUUCAGAGGUGGACAAGUCGGCAUCACCCUCAGUGGCUCAGCUAGCAGGGAAAUUCAAAGAGCAAGCAGCCAGUAUCACUGGAAAAGAGGUGCCACCACAUAAGCCAACUCGGAGGAAACCACCAUGCUCCCUUCCACUGUAUUCCAACAAAACUGAGACAAGCCAGAACAAUGGGCAAAAGCCAUCUCCAAAUGCUUGUCCCAUUCCCAAGGUCAAGGUGAAAAGCUCUCCCAUGAUUGAAAAGCUACAGGCCAAUCUGGCUUUUGCGCCAGCAGCUCUGCUGCCGGGAGCAUCUCCCAAAAGCCCUGGUCUGAAAGUCAUGGUUUCUCCGUUCAGCACCCCUCCCUCAACGCCCAGCAGCCCAGGGAUCCAGCCGCAGUCCAGUGAAGCAAGUGAGACGCCGGUCAGCUUUGAUAAACCCCCAGAAGGCACUCAGCUGCAAUUCUAUAACAAGGUGCGGACGCGGGGAUCAAUAAAGCGUAGGCCUCCCUCCAGGAAGUUCCGAAGAUCUCUGUCCGACUAUGGAGAUGGAGAAGAUUUAGGGAAUGUCAUUCCUUCUCCAGAAAAUGGUACCAAAGAAGAUGGGGAUGAGGUAUUUGAGCAUAAAGGCAAGACAGAGGAAGCAGAAACAGGGAACAAAGAAAUAAAGAAACAGACAGUGUCUGAUGAGAAGCCCCCAUCGAGGAGAGGAUCCAGCAUAUCAGACAAUGAAGACAAAGAGGAAAAGCAAGUGGAAGAAGUGACUCCUUGCAAGAGUAACAUAGGAGAUACAGAAAAGGAGGAGGAUGAGGUGUGUUCUCAUGCUCCAGGAGAGGAGAACUCACCCCAGUCACCCUCUGAAGACAAGGAAGAUAAGGUGUGUGAGGCUCCUCAGGAAAAAGAGGAGGAAGGUGGUGCCUGUGAACAGGAAAAGGGAGACAAAGAGAAGAAAGAAGCUGAAGAAAAGGAGAUCAGUGAGAACACAGUCACACGAAGAACGUCAGACACUGAGGAAACACCACUGGCACCUCAACCGCUGCAAGAGGCAGCAGGUUUAGAGACUGCCAGUGAGCCUUUAACAUCACCCAUGCAGGAGCAGGGCACAGAGUAGCCAUAAUGCACAUUAGGACGUACCCACCCAAGACACAGGAGAUGAUGUGUGAAUAGGAACCAUCUCACUUAAUCAAGGUGGAAGCUACUGGAAAACCUUCAGUGGCAGGAGAGGAGCAGAGUACAGAUAUCCCCUGAGGUCUAGACUGAUCCCGGAGCUGAGUGGCUGCUCAGCUUUCUGCUUUGCACCAUCAUAUUUUGUGACAAUCAGAACAAAAGACUGCCUUACAAUCACUUGGGAGUACAGAACUGAGGUGUUGGCUGACAUCCCAAGGUGGUAACUGGAGACUGAGAGACCUGCUUGCUAUGUGCUGUCCUGGACCUGGCAGCCACCGCCACUCCUGGGCCCUCUGUUCCUUAUUCCUGCUGAGCUCCAGAAUGUCAUUUUAUUCUCCCCUGCAUUGAUCUUAGGUGAAGUUCAUCACUUACAUACAUAUGUCUAUGGUGCCUUUUCAGUAGCUUUUUUUGAAAUAUCUCGGGUUUUCAAAUUUCAGUAAAUAAUGUUUUAAUAGUGGGAAAAAAGUGUGUAUUUUCUCCAUGUAUGUUGAUACAGACAAUGUGAAUCCUGAAUAUGGGAAAAUCUCCUAGGAAAUUGUUCAUAAAGCACAAAAUGCCUUUGAAAUGGGGGCUGAGCUGGCUGAUCUGUGAAACAUCCAGUCAUGGUUGAUGGGCAGUUUUUGUGUACUUCAACUUCGGAGUGAUUUUAGUGCUGGUGGAAAGUAACAAUGAACAGACAUGAGGCACAGAAAAGAUGUGCUGUGUAGGUCAGCAGGGCAAGUUCUCUUACCCAGUGCUGUGGUCCCGUUCUGAUUUAGAAGGGCCACCUGUCCAUCAGUCCUUUUAACUUCCAGACUCUGCUUUUGAUUUUUUUUGAAACUACUCAGUGACACUUUUGACAGAAAGAAUCCCGACUUACUAGAAACUGCCUAUUAAUUUUCUGUGAGUCAACGAGGUCUUAGAUGGCUGAGUCAUUUCAAAUCGUGUGGCCUGACUGCAUAUGAUUUGGUAUAGGACAGAUAGCCUAUGGAAGUCCUUUGGAAGUAUCUAGGAUUGGCAUUUUGCUAGAUUUCCACUCACUCUUGGUGUAAUAGCUAAGAUAUGGGACUAACAUUUGUUAAGUUAAAAGAACUUUUACAUCUACAUCUAGAGAGCAUGAAAUAAGUUAUGCAGGAAAAGAAAACGGGCCCAUACCUGACUGGUAUCCUGUCAGUAGUGCUUGAAGCUGUGAUCGUAUUACUGAAUAAAAUGCUGCUGUGGCUCAGGGCCGUUGGGCUCAUGUCUGCUUAGGUGCAGCCCCUCUGCAGCAGGCUGCUGUGUGAACAGCUGGGCAGGGCUGCACAAAGCUGAGCUGCACCAUGAGGUGGCUGGCAGAGCCAUGAGCGGUAUGGUGCCAGUGCUUGCACUUGCAACAGUCACCUGGGGUUCAGCAAUAUGGACACAGCUACAGAGACCAAAGGCAGAGCUAGGCAGCUCCUCUUCGUCCCUCACAAAGCUCCUCCUGGAAAAUAUUAAGCUGAGCAGAGUCGGAGGUUCAUGCUGUCCCUCUCUUACAGGCAGGCACAAGGAUUUAACACAACACAGCCCACAUCCUUCCUGCACUGGGCUCUGAAGCAUAGCACUGUUACAAAACCCAGGGUUUGGAGGGAUGUCCCCCUUCUGUUCGCCAACACUAAAAUCACAAAGGAAGAAAUGCCUCUAUGCCUUGCUUUUCUUUUCCUCAAAUGAGAGCAGAGGCACUCUGUUGAGAGCCAGCCGCAUUGGCCCUGGUACACAGAAUGGGCUUGUUGGCAAACAUGACCCCUGCAUCCUUUUGAGCCAUGUUGUGGCUCAAUGUUGUGGCCUUUGGACCUUUUUUAACGUGUUUGUUAAAGCUUGUAUUCCAGGGCAGGCUGCAAUCAUUUGCUGUAUCCUGUUUCCUCUCUCAGCAGCGUCCCACCUGUGAGUGACUGUGCCUGACUGUAUAUAUCAAUUCAUGUGUGCCUGUUUAGAGAAUGACAUGUGUGUCCCAAGCAAGGGAGUGGAAAUCUGAGGGAGAAACAGAAGAAAUAAACAGUGGAAUAAAAACAAAA